AUGGACAUAAACAACACUUUCCUGCAGGCUGAUCUCCAUGAGGAGGUCUAUGUGACACAGCCAGAGGGUUUCAUCAACCCUGACAAGCCACAUCACAUCUUCUGUCUGAAGAGAGCCCUCUAUGGCCUCAAGCAGGCGCCUCUCACAUGGAAUCACACACUAGACUCUUUUCUCAUCAAGAUAAGCUUCACCACAGCCACCACCAAUCUGUGUCUCUACACACUGCACAACCACUCUGCAGUCAGCAACAGCAAGGACAUCAUCUACAAGCCUGACCUCCACUGCAUCUUUGUGCAGUCCACCAUUAUCAUAAAACCACUUGUCAUCCUCUCUGUCUAUGUGGACGACCUCCUCAUUGUCAGUCUUCCCAAUGAUGUUGACACUGUCAAGGACCUAUUGCGCAAUCAUUUCCACAUCAAGGACUUUGGCCUGGUGUCCAUGAUUCUCAGCAUGGACAUCAGCUAUGACAUCACCAUGUGGUUUGGAGCCCUCCUCUACAUCACUCUUGUGAUGUGUCCUGAUGUGCUACAUGCUGUUGUCUACCUGUCCUGGUUUGUCUGCAUGUUCAACAACACCCACUUCAAGGCAGCAUGGCAUGUCCUAUGA
This is a messenger RNA of Acanthamoeba castellanii str. Neff, 606 nucleotides long. Its product is annotated as RNA-dependent DNA polymerase, putative. The transcript has 2 exons. The record is from RefSeq and is a predicted model, not a curated record. NCBI's taxonomy places the organism in Eukaryota, Discosea, Longamoebia, Acanthamoebidae. Bases 1 to 606 code for a protein of 201 amino acids.